AUUACAAUGUUUAUUCUAAUUGUGUUUUCACUGAUGAACUUGACCUAUCUUGGUACCAAGUUCAACGGUGAUUUGCCAGCCAAUCAGUGGGACGCCGGUGCUUGAGGUAGAUGGGCGGACUACUGUUCUAGAAGCGUUUUCACGCUUGCGUUGUGAAUAGUGUGUACUGGGCUGAAGACUGGCAAGGACAUUUGGAGAUGAAAUGACAUUUGUGUAACGCUUGGAAAGGCUUAGAAGUUGCUGGAUAAAUAUCAAUCUUUGUUAAGUUAGCGGAGUGAUAUCAAUUGCACAUUUCGUCCAAAAAAAAACAAAACGUCUGCACUACUGUCCUAGUUAAGUAAUAAAGUUUGUUUGAUGGUGACUGCUCACUAAAUCUGUCAUUGGGGUCAUCCCUGCCCCUCCUGAGGUGAAUGGCUGCGUGCAGAGGGGGCGCCGCUUUCUGGGUAGGGUGCCUCUGGAGCCAAGGCAGCAAUCAACUUAAGAGGCAACCAUGUUGGGCUGUAUAUCAGAUGCUUGAACAGCCCUUGAAUGGCUCCUCAAGGACACUGUGCAGUGCGUCGUGGGCAUUGGCGCCUCCAAACAGCCUCCGCUAUCAGAACCUUAAACCUCCGUCCCUGUCAAACCCCUUCCACCAUGCGAGUCAGUCCCAGUCAGCACCUGUCCUGGACGAGGACUGGGAGGAGACAGUCAGCUUGUGCGUGCUGCUGCGACCCAAGGUGUCUGAGGAGCAGCACACCCUUGUGGAGGUGUCACACUUUGGGCAUGCUAAACUAAGCGAGCUCCUGGCUUUGGGACCCAACAGGCCCUUUGAGCUCCUUCUCCCUUUAACGACUGUUGACGGGAGCAGGGAGGAUGACAUUAGCAUUACAGCGAACGACAGGAAGGAGGGACAUGUGGAGGGAGUGGCUCCCUGGAAGGAAACCGCUUCUUUCAGGAGUCUUUUCGAGACGGAGGGCUGUCCUGCUCCGUUUGUGUUGGGCUCUUGCUUCUACUGUUUUCACUGCCCGGGAAUUGAGCCCUUGGCCAUCAGUGGUGGCAGACUUAAUCUGAGGCUCGGACUAGAGGGACAGACAUCAGGCCUUCCUCCCUUCCCCUCAGUCUUCCUCUUCCAGGACGAUCCUAACCAGGUGGAGAGGAAAAGGAGCGACACUGAGAAGGAGAACGAGGAGAAGCUGGCCGUUAUGUAUGAGAGGCUAAGGGUGGAGCUUCCACAAUUUUUCUCAAAGAGUCACGACUACGGCCUGUACUCCAAUGACAUUGAAUUCAUCAAUGGACUUAUAAACGCCAAGACCAAGGGCCGGUUGAUGUACCAGCUGACUCUGUCUCUGUGGCGGCUUGUGUGCCUGUGCUACUACGCAGAUGCACGGUUGGAGGUGCUGAAGCUGACCAAGCACCCUGAGGACGGUACGGUACGAGCGCGCUGGAGACUCCGGGGCCUGCCUUUACAAACACUGCUGCUGCGCUUCUACAAGAAGGACAAGAGCCAGCUCUAUAGGAGUCACGAUGCAUUCUCCACGUUCUACCUUGGCUCAGAUGGUCUCAUACACUGUCAUAGAGUGGAAAAGGUGAUGCAGGCCCAGCCGCCCGUGUUGCCCGGGGUGGCCUCGCUGCUGGCCGGGGCCCUGGUGGCUCUGGGCGUUGAGGAGCACCGGCCGGCUCUCAACCUGCUGCCCUUCCUGCUGUCCUCCCUCAGGCAGGGCAGAGACUGAGUCUGACUGAUAGUGGGAGAAUGAGGAGAGAUAGAGAGAUGGACUUAAAGCACUUCAUGAUGGCAGAAAGAGUUUUGAGAGAGGGAGAGAGUGAGUAAGAGUGAAGUGAAAAACCUGUCUUAAGAGGUAAGGGAUGUGUUUGGAGGUGGGUGUAGAAGGAGAGCGAUUGAUGUUCUAAAUCAGAAGCACGAAUCGUUCUAAAACCAGUAAUAUCACACUUGAAAAUGACUAUCCCUGUGUUUUUGUUUUGUUUUUAUUUUAUUUUCAAGUUUUUUCCACCUGCUUUAACUGUACAGGCAAGCUUAAACCCUCAGUAUGUAUUCCUCUUUCACAUGCAGCCGAGAGGAAUUUAUGUAGUAUUUGUGAAUAGUUGGUUAAAACACGACCUGAACUGUUAUGCAAUGCCCUCCAAUGUGUCCCCUUUUCUGAAGUGGAUCACUGAAUAGGAUAUUCUAAAUAGCUUCUACCUUGCGCACAAUCCGUGCAUGCACCUUAGAAAAAGCUGCAGUGGCUUUAAAAUAUCGCACACACACACACACACACACACACAGACAAAACACUCACACCCUGCCCUGUGGACACUUUGUCAUUAUUGUACAGUUUGAAGAACCUCUUGACUGAAACUGGCCAAAGGACAGGCUUUUCUCCGAGAUGCGGUAUUUUGCAAGGUGUUGGUUUCAGAUUAGAGAUAAUUGGGUGGGUCACAAUAUCUGUGUGUAUAUAUAUAUAUAUAUAUUGUACCCCCUUCAACGGGUAAGCAUUACCAUUAUGGAUACGGUCUGGCAAACUUUCAUGGGAAGAAUUAAUACUGUACUAUACUGUACCACCAAGAACAGCUUAUACUGUAAGUCAUUUCUGGGGAAAUAUGAAGUGAAAAAUGUAAUGGCAGUGGUAGGUGUCGGCUGAUUAAUGGCAAUCCCUUUCCCCAACCUCAUUGUUGGAAAUGGAUUUAUGAAAUGGUCCUUUUUCAUCCUCCAAAGCUCUCACUGUGCAUGUUCUUCUAGUUGGUUACAGAUGAGAGAAAAAGUAUAGCAAUAUGUUUCAACCAGUGCAUUGAAAAUCAUAUCUCUUGUAUAUGAGAAAGCAAAUCAUGACAAUGUAAUCAAAUUGGUGUAAAGUUAUAGCCAGGUUUUCUCUGGAAUUCAUAAUGCAAACCCCAAGGCAGUAUUGUUCCAAGUUGUCCAAAUGUGUAGUCUGUUCAUCCAGCUUCCAGAAACGAGCGUUUAAAAUUCGUCAUAAGAGUCAGCAAACCAAGUAACAGUAAAAAAAAUAAAAGGUAAGUCCUCAAAUCGUAGUACAAAAUGACCGUUUAUUUCUUCUCAUUUCAUUGCUCUCUGUGAUUCAUCUGUUCUGACGACGCCACUCAGCCGCUAGUAGUGCUCGUGCUUUAUUAAAUCUAGAGUAAAAAAGCAUGACUUGACGUCAUUCUGCAGUUAAAUCAUUCAGAUAAGCAAAUUCAUUAGUAAACAUGACUAAAAUCCUCAUGAUGGUACUGUGGUGGUAAUUAUGACUCUUUGUUCCUGUAAUAAUUCAACUUUGCUGUGGAAUAAAACAAAAUAUGUGUGAAUAAUAAA
Molecule: messenger RNA, 3283 nt
Organism: Clupea harengus (Atlantic herring)
Lineage: Eukaryota; Metazoa; Chordata; Actinopteri; Clupeiformes; Clupeidae
Gene: c19h6orf136
Product: chromosome 19 C6orf136 homolog
Source: RefSeq, a predicted model, not a curated record